AUAAAGGAGCUUCACUCACUGAAACAUCACGUUUUGUACUUCACCACACCUAGCUAGCUCACUAACCCCACUCCACUACACCCCGGCCCGGAAAAAUAAUGUGGAAGGGUUUCUCCACCCCGUCGCCGCCGUCCUCGGUGGUACUUCUGUCCCUAACCAUUGUCCUUUCAUCCCUCCUCCCACUCGCCGCCGCGUGGCGGCCGUGGCCUCAAAACAACAAAAUGAACGCGACUGACUACGUCUUCGAGGACUCCAAGAAAUUCGAGGGGUCAUCGGAGUUCGUCAAGCUCCGCUACCAUAUGGGACCAGUCCUCACCUCCAGGAUCACCGUCCACACAAUCUGGUACGGCAAAUGGGAGCGGAGCCAGAAGAAGAUCAUCCGCGGCUUCAUCAACUCAAUCUCCGCCACGGAAGUCCCCCGCCCCUCCGUCGCCGGCUGGUGGCGAACCGUCCAGCAAUACACCGACCAGACCAGGUCCAACAUCUCCAGAACAGUCCAGCUCGGCGAGGAGAAGAACGACCGGUUCUACUCCCACGGGAAAUCGCUGACCCGCCUCACGAUUCAGUCAGUAAUCAAAAGCGCCAUAACCGCCACCACAAAACCGUUACCGAUCAACCCGAAAAGCGGGCUCUACCUGCUACUCACCGCCGAUGACGUGUUCGUUCAGGAUUUCUGCACGUCGGUGUGUGGGUUCCACUACUUCACGUUCCCGUCGCUGGUCGGGUACACCUUACCCUACGCUUGGGUGGGUAACUCGGCGAAACUGUGCCCGGGGCAGUGCGCGUACCCGUUCGCCGUGCCGGCGUUCAUUCCGAACCGGAAACCGUUCAAGUCACCAAACGGCGACGUUGGGGUGGAUGGGAUGAUAAGCGUGAUCGGGCACGAGAUUGCGGAGCUGGCAACGAACCCGUUGGCGAAUGCUUGGUACGCGGGUCAGGACCCGACAUUUCCGGUGGAGAUCGCCGAUCUGUGCGAGGGGAUUUACGGCACCGGUGGAGGUGGGUCAUACACCGGGCAGGUGUUGGACGGUGGAGAUGGUGCCACGUUUAACAUGAAGGGAAUCCGACGGAGGUUCUUGGUUCAGUGGGUGUGGAGCCACGUCCUGAAUUUCUGUACUGGUCCUAAUGCUCUUGAUAUCUGAUUAUCUCAUUAUAUCACUUCUUCUACUUCUUCCGUCUAUAAUGUAAAAUCAGAUUUUUCUAUUUCUUUUGUUGGCCUUUUCUCUUGUUUGUGGGGUUGUGGUGCUGCUAGUAAUUUUAUUCAGAUACUUAAGUUUCUUCAUUAAUGCAAAUAAUGUAGUAUUUUUAUUGUCA
This is a messenger RNA of Lotus japonicus, 1314 nucleotides long. Its product is annotated as protein EXORDIUM-like 3. Bases 99 to 1142 code for a protein of 347 amino acids. The record is from RefSeq and is a predicted model, not a curated record. NCBI's taxonomy places the organism in Eukaryota, Viridiplantae, Streptophyta, Magnoliopsida, Fabales, Fabaceae. The transcript has a single exon.